Messenger RNA from Folsomia candida, 1541 nucleotides. RefSeq names its product abasic site processing protein HMCES. Gene Ontology annotation, molecular function: single-stranded DNA binding. The record is from RefSeq and is a predicted model, not a curated record. Lineage: Eukaryota; Metazoa; Arthropoda; Collembola; Entomobryomorpha; Isotomidae. The coding region runs from base 403 to 1401 and encodes 332 amino acids. Gene Ontology annotation, biological process: DNA damage response. The transcript is spliced from 7 exons.
CUUUUUCAAUCUCUGCUGAUACCCGGCUGGUUGUUUUGAGGGGUGCAGUCAGUACCAGGCACCUAGGCAAAAUAACCGAGAAAUCAGAGUGAAAAGCAGUCAAACAGAGAGAGAGAGAAGAUUUCCGGAUGAAUCAGUUUGCCCCAAGUCCAACUAAAUCGUUCUGAUAAACGCACAUGGAUUUUUGUUUACUUGCGACGUACACGUCUGGUCUUGGUUUCACUCUCACUUGUUUGCUGAUCCAGUGACCGGCUGAUUCUGAGCUGAUUGAUAAAGGUUCUAGUUCUACCCUCAGCUUAUCAGUUCACAGCCCUUCUAAUAAUUUAGAGUCUAAACUUUAGACCAAGCUGUCAGUGGUACUCGUUCAUUGGGACUUUGGGACCUUAUAGUCACAAGCUAAAUAUGUGUGGCCGAACUGCUUGCACAUUAGCCCCUGACGUAAUAUGUCGAGCCUGUACCUAUAAGAAUGGGACGUCGGGUGAAUAUCAGCAACCCACCUGGCAAGAUCACCCACCAUCGUCUGACGGGACCACUCCCUACACGUACUAUCCCUCUGCAAACAUCGCCCCAACCAGAUUUACUCCUGUCAUGUACAAGACGUCGAACGCUUCUUCCAGCAAUAAUAAUACACAACAAAACAAUCAGGAGUCGAGCACAAACAAAAUUGUGGUUCAACCAAUGAUGUUUGGUAUGAUUCCAGUGUACCAUAAGGGGGAAGCAAAAUCGCAUGGAUUAAGUACAAAUAAUGCUCGUAUCGAGGGCAUACUGGACUCUAGACUGUACAAGCCAGUGCUAAACAAACGACAGUUAUGUGUGAUUGUUGCACAAGGAUUUUAUGAAUGGAAAACGGUUGGCGCAACUUCGGGAGCCAAAAAACAGCCUUACCUUAUUUUCGCUCACCAAGAUGCAAAUGUGAAAGUCGCUGAUGCGACCAGCUGGACCAACGGCAAAUGGAGUCCAGCGAAAGGAUGGACAGGACCGAAAAUCUUGAAAAUGGCUGGACUAUAUGAUGUGUGGACAUCACCCAAAGGAGAUAAAGUAUAUAGCUACACCAUUAUAACAAUGGCUUCAAAUAAGACAAUGUCAUGGCUCCAUGACAGAAUGCCAGCAAUUUUGGAAAGUAAUGAACAAGUGAUGGGAUGGCUUAAUGCGUCUCUGGAGAUGGACACGAAGGAAUUAUUAAGUAUCCUGAAACCUGCCACCGCACUUGAAUGGUAUAUGGUAGACUCGAAAGUGGGCAACUCUCGGUGCAGGGAUAUGGAUUGCAUGGAACCUAUUGACCCCAAAAAAGGUUCCAAGGGGAGCAGCUUUAUGGAUAAAUGGCUGAAGAAGCCAGACAAACGAAAGAAGGAUGAUGACGAAUUUGCUACCCCAGCUCAGCAACCAAAAUUGGAAAAAUGAAUGAUCUUUAAACUAACAAACAACUGACGAUUUACCUGGCUUUAAUGAAAUAAUCACUUGUACAAAUCACUUACAAAUUAAUCCAUCAUCCAAGUUUACGUUAUAAAUGAAACCAAUAAAAUUAUACUUUUUUCGAUUAA